Molecule: messenger RNA, 1210 nt
Organism: Brassica oleracea var. oleracea
Lineage: Eukaryota; Viridiplantae; Streptophyta; Magnoliopsida; Brassicales; Brassicaceae
Product: cytosolic sulfotransferase 12-like
Exons: 1
Coding region: 77-1048 (323 amino acids)
Biological process (GO): sulfation
Cellular component (GO): cytoplasm
Molecular function (GO): sulfotransferase activity
Source: RefSeq, a predicted model, not a curated record
CAGUGACAUAACUUAAGAAAAGACAUCUCAUAGUUUCUACAUUUUCAGGAUUGAUCUAUACUCUUGAGUCUUGACAAUGACAUCAUCAUAUGUUCCUAUUUACUUGGGAGAUGAAGAUCUGACACAAGAAACAAGAGAUCUACUUUCUUCUCUUCCAAGCGAGAAAGGUUGGUUGGUCAGUCAAAUCUAUCAAUUCGAAGGAAGUUGGCACACACAAGGUCUGGUACAAGGAAUCUUGAACUGCCAGAAAAACUUUAAAGCCAACGAUUCAGACAUAAUCCUCGCCACCACUCCUAAAUCAGGUACGACUUGGUUAAAAGCUCUUCUCUUUGCUCUCAUUCACCGAGACAAGUUUCCUGUUUCUAGUAAGCAUCCUCUUCUAGCUACCAAUCCGCACCCCCUUGUACCCUACUUGGAAGCAGAUUACCGCGUAUCUCCAGACGUCGAUUUCUCCGAGUUGCCUUCUCCAAGACUCAUGCAAACGCACUUACAGCAUCAUUCUCUGCCGGUAUCCAUUAAGAACUCGUCUUGUAAGAUUGUGUAUUGUUGCAGGAACCCUAAGGACAUGUUUGUGUCCUUAUGGCAUUUUGGGAAGAAACUUGCUCCUCAAGAAAUCGCUGAUUAUCCUAUUGAAAAAUCAGUUGAAGCGUUUUGUCAAGGGAAGUUUAUUGGUGGACCCUUUUGGGAUCAUGUGUUGGAGUACUGGUACGAAAGCCGCAAGAAUCCGAACAAGGUCUUGUUUGUUACAUACGAGGAGCUCAAGAAGCAGACCGAAGUUGAGGUUAAGCGAAUCGCUAACUUCAUUGGAUGUGGUUUUACUGCUGAGAAAGAAGUGAGUGAGAUUGUGAAGUUGUGUAGUUUUGAGAGUUUGAGUAAACUGGAAGUUAAUAGACAAGGGAAAUUGCCAAAUGGAAUAGAGUCUAACUCUUACUUUAGAAAGGGAGAGAUUGGAGGUUGGAGAGAUACUUUGAGUGAGUCCUUGGCAGAGGUAAUAGAUAGAACCACUGAAGAGAAGUUUAGAGGUUCUGGUCUGAAAUUUUCUUGUUGAAUCAAAUCUUUAAAACUUGUUGUUAUGUUUCUGUUUUGCUUUAAUGGCGUUUCUGUAACCUUGUCAACUUGUUGUUGUUGUUGUUGUUUUCUUGUAUUUUCUUGUGAAUUGUUGUUGUUGUUUUCGUUUUUUACGAGAGCUGGAGUUGAGUUUUUUUUUUUU